AUGUGGUUGAAAGUGCUUGUUAUAGCCAGUCUGGUCGGUCAAUUUCUCGUUGGAAGUAUGGCUUGCUCAAGUAUCGUGGCUUAUAGGAAAGGAGCGGCUGUUGUUAAGGAUGUUGUGGACACCAUAAACAGCCUGGGAAUUUUUCCAAAUGAUAAAAAGUUCCUCUGCCGUGUGGCCUGGGUCGAGUCGAGAUACGGAUUGGCACGUGGUACAUACAGGCGUGGUUACUAUGGCGGUAUUUGGCAGGUUAGGAACUAGAAACAAAUAGCCCUUUACAGAAUUUGAUCACGUGCCUGGCUAUCACUCAGCGACGGCUAGCUGAAUGGCAAGCCAUAUAUCCGAGCGUUAAUUCCGAUCUCAAAGCUUUGAACUGAAUGCGAUCGGGCAAGCAUUCCUAGUUUAAUUAUUCUAUUGAAUAUUAACAGAAAUGACUGGACUGCGUUUGAAUUAAACUAGGAAGGAGAGGAGGGCUUCGCCUGAUUGCACUCCCGCGGGGAGUUACUUGGGUUAAUCUUUGCUUGGUAUAUGUGCCUCUGAAUGCCCUACCCUAUUAUAGUCUAUUCUGUGGCCAAAUAUAGAUCCCAUCUCAAUCACUUUUGGGAAAGUGUAAUUUUCGCGAUCCCAACUUAGUAACUUUCUGUUCAUGCAUCUACUUUAUAAAUUCUUUUAACUACCUCAUCUUGAAAUGAAUUGACACAUUGGUUAAACUUAAUGAAGUAAAAAUCUUGCCAUUUCUAAAAUCUCUACCUACCUGAAUUUUCUCAUCCUCCAAAUCCCGAAAAUGUGCGAUCCCAUUCUAGUAACGCUGACGAAAAUGCAACUGCAUUAUAGUCAAUCCAGCCGUGAAAAUGCGACCCCAUCCAGCGGCACAUCCCCAUUAGCCUAUCACUAGGAAGCACCUCCCUGGGAUUGCACUCCACUUUAAUUUCAGUGAUCUGAAUGAUCACUCGAUCACACUCAAAGCUCUGCGAUAGGAAUGAUCGCUUGGACGGCUUGCCAUCCAGCGAGCCGUCAGCUAAGUUGUAUCCAAGCACGUGACUUCGUCCUGCAAAAGGCCUAUUGAAACAGUCACCAGGCCUAGAUUACAACUAGAACAAACGUCUGAAGUGGAAUUUCAUUUAUCAUUUAUUAGCUCAGUUGGGAGAGCACCGGUCUGACUAGCGAGGGGCCGGAGUCGUGGAUUCAAACCCAGGCCGGACCAACAACCAGGGUCUUUGAAACUGGUGAGAUCAUGCUGGCGGUGAUUUGAGACCUUGUCUCAGUUCAGAUGAUCGCGUCAUUGGGCGGUGGCGUUAAGCCGUUGGCCUUAAGUCUCCUUCAUCCUUCUUUUAUCAGUCAAAUCGAAGGGGACGUAAAAGAACCAAUACUACUGUUCGAAACGAUUAAGGGUAGCUUCCCCGGUGGUGUGGUCUUCCUUUCAAGCAUCACGUAUCACGCAUCAGGCAUCAGGCAUCACGCAUCAUUCAUAUCAUGGGCUGUGGGUAGGUUACAGUAAACUCAUAAAUGGACUGAUAGCGGCUGCCACUGGCGCCCCUGUAUGCUGAAGUCCGAGCUUACUGUUAAACAUGUUAAUAUAAAAUGUAACGAGGGAGCGUCUUGUUGUCCUCUAAUGAACGACAUUACAUUACAUUAUAUUACAUGACUGGUUAAUGAAGAAAAUUUUUUGGAUGAUUUUUUGAAUGUUUUUUAUGUAUAAAAACUAAGGGAAUGGGGGUAUUUAAAAGUUUGGAAAAUUAGAAAAUAUUGGAUUUGCGGGUUUUUAAAAAUCCAAAUAUGAUGUGGCAGUUCAAUGUACAUAUGACCAGAUUGUCCACUAGAUUUUCCAAACUGUUGUAAGGGUAUUCCCCCACCCCCCCCCAAAAAAACACAAAGACAGAAUGCCGCCUUAAUUCCCCCUCAUAUUCCACUAUAUGGCAGAACCUCAAAAGCAUUCCAAACUAGAUAGUUGUGCCCGAAAAGGGGACCAUUUUCAUGCUUCAGGGAUAUAAAAAGGGAGGACCGAUUUUUGCUAUGGGUACACUACGGAAAGUAUCUGUCCUUUAGUUCUGUAAAAAGUCCCAUAGUUAACAGAUAAAUUAAUUUAUAGUAGCUGAGAAAAAGUCCAGGAAACGUUCUUUUUAUUCAUAUUUUAAAGACAGACGAGUGCAUUUAUAUUAUUAGCUGUUAAAGGGAAUGCAACGUUGUAAUCUAGGUAUGUGAAAGAGGUACGGCCAAUUGUCAACAGAAGGUUCAACAAAAGGGAUACCUUUACUUUCAAAAAUGGUAUAUCAAAGAGGGUAAGGAGUUGGACCUCGGGGCAGGGCAUUCCCAUAUAAGAUUUUGUUAAGUAAUUCUCCUCCCCGCCCCCUCGGGCCAUUUGUAAAAAGAUGCAGACACUGACUCGUCUUCGGCCUAGAUACAAAAAUCCGGAUUUUUUUUAGCAUUUUUAGAGUCAAACGGGAUUUUUAGAAAAUUUUAGGAUUUUUAGACGAUAGUGUUUAGAAAUUCUACGGUUGUCAUAAUUUUGGCCUCGGUUAUGCCACUGAUGAAAUGUCAAACUUUACAUUACGAAGUGUUUGUUUGAAAAAUUAAUAUAUUAUCGAGACAAACCACUUACAUUGUCUAGUAAAUAAAUUAUCAUUUAGAAUCAGUUUGAAGGUGUUUGCAUUGCAUUCAAUUUGGCAACAAGACCUGUGGUCAAAUUGCACAGGUCACACGAAUUCCGCAUUGAAUGCAUAUUAUGUGAUUAUGUCGAAAAAACAUUGGAAAAAAUCGAGUUUUUUUAGAAUAAAUUUCGAUAUUUUUAGAAAUAAAAUUGGGAUUUAUAGACACUUUUUUUGAGAAUUUCCGGAUAGAUUUUUUGGCCAUUUUUCUGGAUUUCUGUAUCUUGGCCUAACCUAACCCGUCCCCAGUCGUCUCUCACAACCUCUCCCUUGUGGCGCGCAAGAUGUGAUGGGAAGGAGGAAAGCGACGGAGAGAGUCAUCCUCUCUUCUCCCUUCCGAUCACCCCCUGCUCCCCCAGUGUGCGUUACGCUCGAAGACGACUGAUGACGAGUCAGAUGCAGGCACGAAUUAUCCUGUUGGUCAGUCUAGACCAAACAGCCCUGUCAGUUUCGUUCAAUAUUGCAAUUGUUUAAUAGGUUGACAGAAUUGGUCAUCUGGAGACAGUCAGAAACGCUCGUUUGAGGAGAUACUGGUCUCAAAUCAAGGCCAAACUCGGAAUAGACUGGACCAAGACCAAGUGGCAAGACUUGGUGAAACCGCUGUAUUCUGGGCUGGCUGCGCGUUUGUAUCUUGUCAGGAUUCCCGCUGAGAUUCCCUCUAACCUGCAAUCGCAAGGCUGGUACUGGAAGAAAUACUACAAUACAGUGGCUGGAAAGGGAACAGUUACGAAAUUUAUUAAUGAUGUGAGACGAGCAAGUGGCUGUGCAGCGUAG
Porites lobata is the source of this 3416-nucleotide messenger RNA. NCBI's taxonomy places the organism in Eukaryota, Metazoa, Cnidaria, Anthozoa, Scleractinia, Poritidae. The record is from the annotation of a GenBank genome assembly.